This is a messenger RNA of Chenopodium quinoa (quinoa), 1534 nucleotides long. RefSeq names its product peroxidase 57-like. The record is from RefSeq and is a predicted model, not a curated record. Bases 74 to 1312 code for a protein of 412 amino acids. Lineage: Eukaryota; Viridiplantae; Streptophyta; Magnoliopsida; Caryophyllales; Amaranthaceae. The transcript is spliced from 4 exons. Gene Ontology annotation, biological process: response to oxidative stress; hydrogen peroxide catabolic process. Gene Ontology annotation, cellular component: plasmodesma; plant-type cell wall. Gene Ontology annotation, molecular function: peroxidase activity; heme binding.
CAAAUCAUUAUAAUUGAGCAACAUACUAACUAGUUUAGUACUAAAGAAGUGAAGAGAGCGUUCAAUAAAUAUAAUGAGUCUUCCAACUUUUGCUACAUUAUUACUUAAGGCAACUACCAUAUUGCUCAUCUUGGUAUUGAGCCAUGUUGGUGAGAGUCAUGCUUCCAAAUUGCCAAAGCGUUCUAGGUUAGGUCAUCGCGGUACAUUUGAUGGUCAAGCAACAUUAGAGGGUCGUAAACAUUCACGUAUUUUACAUUCUUCACUAGAAGACGACAAUUCUUUCCCGUUCACUCCAUUUACCCCCUUUACUCCUUUUAGUCCAUUUAGUCCUAUGAGCCCUUUACCUACGAAUCCGUCAAGUCCUUCAAGUCCGAAACCAAUUUAUUCGAAUACUCCAUCGAGGCCUUCGGGUUUGCAAGUAGGCUUCUAUAAGGGUUUAUGUCCUAAACGAAAUGUUGACAUUGAGGCUACCAUAACUAUAAAAGUCCAAGAACUUUUUCGUAAGGAUGCAACUCUUCUUCCGGCUCUCCUUCGCAUGCAAUUUCAUGAUUGCUUUGUCCAUGGGUGUGAUGCAUCAAUUUUAAUUAAUGGACCAUCAUCUGAGAAAACUGCGGGUCCUAAUUUGAGUGUUAGAGGGUACGAGUUUAUUGAUACUUUGAAGGGUGUGGCUGAAGCAGAAUGUCCUGAAGUCGUCUCUUGUGCUGACAUUAUUGCAAUUGCAACAACAGAACUUAUUAAGCUGGGUGGUGGGCCAGUAUAUUCUGUACAAACCGGACGAAGAGAUGGACUCGUAUCUAACGCCCGAGAUGUGAGAAUUCCAAACCCAUCCGGAUCUGCUACCGAAAGUAUCUUAGCCUUUAAGGAAAAAAAAUUUACUCCCGAAGAAAUGGUGCUUCUUUUUGGUGGUGGACACACUAUUGGAAAAUCACACUGUUCAUUCUUCCAAGAUCGACUUUAUGAAGGUACUAGCCAAUUUGACCUAAAUAUGGACUCAAACCUUCGUCAACAACUAAGUCGUACUUGCCCCCGAGGCACAAGAACAAAUAACUUUGCAUUUUUGGACCAAAAUCUACAAAGCUCGAACAAAUUUGACAACUCUUACUUUGAUCAACUCCUCAAAGGACGAGGAAUCUUACCAAUAGAUCAAGCCUUGUCACGACAUCCUUUAACAAGUGGCUUUGUUCGGCAAUUUGCUCAAAAUGGUGCUCUAUUCAAUACCAAAUUUGUAAGAGCUAUGAUUAAAAUGCAAGCCCUUGAUGUCCUCCUAGGUGAUCAAGGACAGAUUAGGAAGGUUUGUAGUAAAGUCAACUAAGUCUCGCGCAUUUUUAUAGCACGGAAUAUAAUAAUAAGUGCCGAGAAUGUCUCAAUUCUCUUUGCGCAAAGAGUGUAUCCCUAAAUUGUUUGAUUUAAAUUGUCUCUAGUAUAUUUGGGCUCUUUUUGAGUUUUAAAUCCUUUUUUCUUUUAAAGGAAAACUCCUUUGUGUAUUAAGCUUUAAACUUUAAUUCUUUUUUGAAAGGGUAAUGGUCAAUUUAGG